AGUCUGAAGCAAGUCUGCUUGUCUGCUUCUAAAAUUCCAUUUCCAUUAUCUAUACAUAGUGUUUUACAAAAGAGUUCGCUGUAAAUUUUCAUGGAUAGUUGACACAGGAAGAAAAUUCUAAAACUAUUUAGGCCCUAUAUAUUACAAACAUUUUACUCAGUAAUAAAAUUAACAAUUAGUCUUUUAUAGGCCCUAACUAACAAAAUUUAAUUGUUUCUCUCAACAAGUUAGUACGUUGCAAAAUUGUCGUUUUUGUGUUCAACGAAAAUAUUGUUAUUUUCUUCUAAGUAUGAUCAAGUUAUUUUCUUUGAAACAGCAAAAGAAGGAUGGUGAGGCUACCCCGAAAGCAGGAAAUCAAAAGAAGGCGUCUGCUGCACAAUUGAGGAUAACCAAAGACAUCAAUGAACUAAAUCUUCCAAAGACUUGUAAUACAGAGUUUCCUGAUCCAGACGAUUUGCUAAAUUUUAAACUGGUCAUCUGCCCAGACGAGGGUUUCUACCGGAGCGGAAGGUUUGUUUUCAGUUUUAAAGUAGGGCCCAACUACCCCCACGAGCCCCCCAAAGUCAAGUGUGAAACGCCCGUCUACCACCCCAACAUCGAUCUCGACGGCAACGUCUGUCUCAACAUCCUCAGAGAAGACUGGAAGCCAGUGCUCACAAUCAACUCUAUCGUAUAUGGAUUACAGUAUUUAUUCCUGGAGCCGAACCCAGAAGACCCGUUGAACAAGGAAGCUGCAGAGGUUCUUCAGAACAAUCGACGGCUGUUUGAACAGAACGUACAGAAAGCGAUGCGAGGCGGCUACGUUGGAUCGGUCUACUUUGAACGUUGUCUCAAGUGAUGUGGUCCCGGCGUACAGGCUCGCUGACUGUGAUCUGUGUACUUAGGCAAGCUCUUUUGUACAUAAUACGACUACAGCAACUUGCUUUUAAAUUUUAUUUCCUCUCAGAUCACAACUAUCUACUCUAAAUGCUUAGAUCGCAAAUGUACAUUUACCAUGGAGUUGUCUAAGUGUAAAAAUUUGAAAAAUGUCACUGUAUCAUAUUUGUAAUUAUUGCCAUUUUCUGUCAGUCUCCUGUAAAAUUCCUAAUUUGUAAGGGAUUUUUUUUAUUUAUACAAGAAAAAUAUUUAUUUACAUUUACUAAACUUUCUUUGUGUAAUUUUGUGUACUACAAUUUUAAAUUUUAAUCCUUUACUCAAAAAUCAGACAUAGUGGUAAAAAAUAAAAUACAGACAUCAAAUAAUGAUGAGAUAUCAGUUUCAACAUUAAGUAUUUUAAUUUCCGAUAUUAUCUAUGAAACACUGAGGUGCUACUUCAUAAUGAACAAUUGGUGAUAUUGUAAAAUUAUAGGGAGGCUGUAUGCACACUGUUGGAGCUAAACGUUUGUACAAAUAUGAUGAAUAUUGUUCUUUAGAAGUCUCUUGUCCAGUGACACAAAAACUGCUGAGUAGAAAAGUUAUAGUUGCCAAGAUUUAUAUGAUGAGUACUGUAAUAAAAAGUUUUCAACUCUCCGCUCAAAUUCAAUAAAUACUCAAGAGUGAGUUGUUUAACUUUUCCAGCUAUGCAACCAGGACUUUUUUGUGUUUGUAAAAUUAGAAUUUGUUUUUGUAAGGAAACCACAAAUCUGCAGGCUGAAUCCUAAUUUUGUCACUAUCUAACGUCGAUUUAGUUAUACCACUAAUUAAUGGCAAAUGGAAUGCGAGUCCAGCAUUAUCUUGCUUGGAAUCAAACAAGCAACCUUUGUUCAAGGGGAGCUUGAAACCACUAAACCACCCAGACUAACCUUAGCUGCAGUACAAACAUGAUCAUAUUUACGUUGCUCAGAAAAGGGCUUCUCAUGCCUACUAAUAAGGGAUGAAUGUAAAUAAAUUCAAUACUCGUCUUGUGUGUUACGUGGCAAUGUUUUUCGGACCAAAAUUUUGUAAUCAUUUUGUAGAAAAUAUUUUGGUAAAAUAUGUUUAUUCGUGCACAUUGACUGCUCAACAGGAAGGGUUACAUAAUAUAUUCACUGAUUACCUCAUUAUGGCCAUGAUGUGUCAUACAAAAAGGGAAAGGACACAGAUUUCUGUAUUUUCUUGGACAGGUUAAAAUAUGUUUUCAUCUCAUUACUCAAAAGAUUGUGAAUGAGAAUGUUGCAACGUUUUGCUUCCUCACUGUGUCCAGCUUUGCUAUACAUCAGAUCAUAAUACUGUUUUGUUUUAGGUAAGAGGUUCUCAUAAAUAAUUUCAAUUUACUGUAUACUAAUUAUAUACUCAACCUUAAUGAAAAUAACAAGUGCAUAUAUUGUUUAUUAAGAUGCAUGAAUGGUGUAAAAUACACUUAAGCCUUUGUUUUUGUAUUUAAUUUUUAUUUCAGGAGUCAAAAAAACAUUUUAGGUAUCAACUUGUACAUAUCAAUAAUGGCAAAAAAAAACUGAAACCUCAUUGAAAGAAUUUGAAAUUGUUUUUGAACCUAUUUUAAUUAGAAUAAUACAAAAUACAUUUUAUUUAUUUAUUCUUUUUGUUACUUUCCAGACAUAAACAACUUUUAGUUGUAUUUUAUUAAAAUAAAUAAUUAAAAAUCACUA
Messenger RNA from Macrosteles quadrilineatus (aster leafhopper), 2564 nucleotides. RefSeq names its product NEDD8-conjugating enzyme Ubc12 (gene UbcE2M). The record is from RefSeq and is a predicted model, not a curated record. NCBI's taxonomy places the organism in Eukaryota, Metazoa, Arthropoda, Insecta, Hemiptera, Cicadellidae. The coding region runs from base 290 to 838 and encodes 182 amino acids. The transcript has 4 exons.